Molecule: messenger RNA, 231 nt
Organism: Aspergillus sclerotioniger CBS 115572
Lineage: Eukaryota; Fungi; Ascomycota; Eurotiomycetes; Eurotiales; Aspergillaceae
Exons: 1
Source: RefSeq, a predicted model, not a curated record
AGCGUAGAUCAAGAAUCACCUCAACAAAAUCGGACAGAUGCAUCAAGCCCGACAUCACAGGAAAAGCGCAAGCUAGAAAAAGCCAAAAGCGUUGCUCAAGCAGACCAAGAGCUCCGAGAGCGGCUCGAGCAAAUGUCUGGUGGAGGCGGUGCUGCAGGAAUCGAGUACGAGGAUGGGAAGCCUAACGCCAUGAAACGCAGCGUCCGAAACAACAUGUUCCGCUAUAUCUGA